CGCCCACCACAUCGCCAGCAUGGCGGAACAUGGAACAGGAAUUCCGCCUAUGCGCGGAGGACAGCGCCGUUGACGGGGUAACACCAGCGAUGACCAUCCUCUGGCAAUACAGAUCUGUUGCCCGGCGACCAGCGGAGGUCCCCAACGUCAUCUAACCAGCUGCGUGCAACUUAGCAGCAGUUUAUCCCUUAAACUAACAGCUGUUUGUCCCACAGACUCGUGUCAGAUUUGACAGACGGUGGAUGAAGUGUUAGCCCUGAUGCUCUGAGUUGGACCGAUGCCUUUACUGCGCUUGAACGCCUCGCUGGGAUUAGACUAGAAUAGUUAAUAGAAGAGUCUUAGAAAUAAGAUUAUGGAUUUGUUCGGGUUGCUGCAUUUGGACGAGCUGUCGCACGGACUGGCAAACUUGUCCAUGUUUCCAUACUUUGACAUGGCGCAUUAUAUGGUGUCAGUCAUGGCUCUGAGGGAGCAGCCAGGAGCUCUUGAGGUGUCCAGAGCCAGCCCCUUGGCCUGCUGGUUCAGCUCCAUGCUCUUCUGUUUCGGCGGAGCUGUUCUGUCUGGGAUGAUGCUGGCUGAGCCACCUGUAGCACCUUUGUCCAACAGCACCAGCAUUCUGCUUGCUUCAGUCAUCUGGUACCUUGUGUUCUACUGCCCCAUGGACCUGGUGUACUGUUGUGCCGCCCUGCUGCCUCUCAGGCUGGUGCUGUCAGGAAUGAAGGAAGUGACUAGGACAUGGAAGGUGCUCGGAGGAGUCACCCAGGCAUACAGCAGAUACAAGGACAGCCUGCUGGUUAUGAUUGCCAUUGGCUGGGCUAAAGGUGCUGGAGGUGGUCUGAUCAGUAAUUUUGAGCAGCUUGUUCGAGGUGUAUGGAAACCAGAGACCAACGAGCUCCUCAAAAUGUCAUACCCCACCAAGAUCACCCUGAUAGGGGCGGUGCUGUUCACUCUGCAGCAGACCCAAUACCUGCCUCUCCAGAAGCAGCACCUGAUGCUGAUCUACACCAUCUUUACCGUCGUCAACAAGUCAAGGAUGAUGCUGACAGGCUCAUCCACCUCGCCCUUUGCUGCCAUCGAGUCAGCCAUCUACAAGACCUUCUUCGCUGGCUCCUCCCCUUACGCCGCCCUCACCGCCGAUGUGAAGAAAGCAAAUAUUGAUAACGGCGCAGCGAACCGGACGACCUCUACCACAACAACCAAAGAGUCCAGUGAGAAUGAGGCAGCAGGGAAAGGAAAAAGCGGAUCGCUCAAAGCCAAAGACGAGUCAGAGAACGCAGAGACAACAAGCUGCAAGAAGACCGACUAGUCAGCCUCUGCCCUUUCUCCCCUUUUACCUCCAAGCAGGGUUGUGGAGUCAUUUCUGAUUCAGUUUUGUCAUGUCAGGAGGUCAUUUAAACUUUCUGCUCUGUUUUCUGUUAUGAAGAAAGACAUUUUUGCCCUACUGGCUAAAAACGUUUUUAUUCCAAAAUGUUUCUUUUGCAUUUUUUUUUUUUCAAAUGUAAUUUAAAAGACACUGAAACAGAAUUCCGAUAAGAGCUGACUCCAAUCAACCCUGUACCUUAUUCUGGGAUAAUCACCCCAUCCUUAAUGUACUGUAAAUUGUAUUAAUAUUUAUGCUGUUGGAUAUGAACAUCUUACUAUCCUUGGGCUGAUUGCACACUUGCAGUACACUUGUGUAGCUUAAUUUUUUAUAUACAUUUAUAUUGAGAACAAUCUUAUGAUAAUUUUAUCUCUGGGUUUUGGGAACAGUGCUGUGCACCCGCUGAUCUAUGAAUGUCUAUAUCUUCUUCUUUCUGUGUAUAUUCUGCUUCAUGUAAAUGCUAUAUUUCCUAUUCUGCAGUAGUUUCUGCAGAAACAUUUUUUUAAAAGAGAGAUUAUAUACUACGAUAUUCAGAUAUUUUAUUCUAUUUAUAAAAAAACAUAAUUGCACUCUGAAUGUAUAACAUCGAAACGGAAGACAACUAUUUAGUGUGUUCUGUUUCUUUGGUGAAUGCGUUGAAUUACAAUUGAAAGCAUGAGAAUAAACAUGUUUAC
Thunnus maccoyii (southern bluefin tuna) is the source of this 2031-nucleotide messenger RNA. It is a transcript of the gene tmem38b, whose product is annotated as transmembrane protein 38B. Gene Ontology annotation, biological process: potassium ion transmembrane transport. Gene Ontology annotation, cellular component: membrane. The transcript is spliced from 6 exons. Bases 353 to 1303 code for a protein of 316 amino acids. Gene Ontology annotation, molecular function: identical protein binding; potassium channel activity. NCBI's taxonomy places the organism in Eukaryota, Metazoa, Chordata, Actinopteri, Scombriformes, Scombridae. The record is from RefSeq and is a predicted model, not a curated record.